AUGAACCACGAUGACUCAAAGAAUUUCCAUAACUCCAAAAAAAGGGUAGUGCAGAUAGAUCCCUUAGAAAUAACGGAAUCGUUGGGGUUCCAAACGUACCGAAAGGGUGUUCGAAAACCGUGGACUAAAGAGGAGGACACUGAGCUUUCAAGCUUGGUGACAAAUGAAUUCCAACAAGGUAGAGACUUGGAAACGAUUGACUGGGACAAUCUCGCCAAUGCCCUUUCGCUGGAUGGUUUGAGGAAGGGCAAGGAUUGCAGGAAGAGAUGGAGCAACUCUUUAGAUCCCAAUCUUCGAAAGGGAAAAUGGACGCCUGAAGAAGACGAGUUAUUAGUCAAGGCGUUUGAAAAGUUUGGAUCUGCUUGGUUAAAGGUUGCGCAAGAGAUCAAGGGCAGGACUGAUGACCAGUGUGCGAAGAGGUACGUUGAGGUUCUAGAUCCCAAGACCAAGGACCGUUUGAAGCCGUGGACGGAGGAAGAGGAUCUAUUGUUAAUAAAGCAGGUCAAACUCAAUGGCACCAAAUGGAGAACCAUAUGCAGUGCCUUUGAGAGCAGACCAUCUUUGACGUGUCGGAAUAGAUGGAGAAAGUUGGUAACGGAAGUUGUGCGUGGGAAAGCAAGUGUUAAAAUAAAAGAAGCGGUGGAGAGCGUUACAAAUGGAAAUUCGUCGUCGGUGUUGGAAACAUUGAAUCGCCAGCAAGAGGAGCUUGCCAAGUCGCAAGCAGAACCUGACCAGAGAGGGAACGUGAAAAGACGGAAAACCAAGAACGUUGCUGCGCACCCACAAUAUCCGUCGGCUCAUAAUCCACCAUUGAGUACAAAGUCUGAAACCGAGUGGCUCUAUUCGGUUAACCAAGGCUCGAACAAUCGUUUCCCUGGCGCUCAAAGUAAGCCACACGUGGGGUCUAUAAGUAGUAGCGAGCACGUGAGACAUCUAGUGGAGUAUGCCAAAGCCAAUGGGGUUGAAAUUUCAAUACAUCAACAUAUUCACCAUCAUUACUCCCAGAACUCGAACACAUCGCUAGGUAAUGAACUCACAUCUCCUGGAAGCUCCACAACCAGUGGAACACAUAUUCUAGAGCCGGAAGAACAAAUUUCGCGAUUCCAACACUUUAAUUAUCUACCACCAAUGACGCAAACUCCCAAGUUGAAUUCUUCUACUGAACAACUGAAAAAGAACGACACAACUCAGCAUCACCACCACCACCACCAUCAUCAUCACCAUACAGAAAGUGGUGAUAAAACCCAGUCUCAACAUAGGGCUAAAUUCACAGGCGAUGCCGACUCGAUGAAGGAGUCCAAUCUUCAGAGAUUGCUAAACGCCGAGGAAUACGACGGGGUUCAGAUGGCGUCCGAAGCAAACCCAUUGACGCCGUUGACACGAGCAGCCGAGAUAGUUAGGACAGCAGCAAAUGGAUCCACAUAUACCGCAGCAGGUGAUUUUAAUAAUAAUAAUAAUGAUUUUAGUGGUAUACAAAAGAGCUUUUCCUAUGGUCAGCAAGCCAAUCAAGUCUCAGAAAAUUCAGAAUUUUGGAAACUGGCCAAAACUGCACCGCACCGCGAAAUCAGGCAUCACCAAAACGGCGGUGGUGGAAGAGAGCAUUCUAUAAAUAAUCGCACAAGUUCCAAAGUUGGAGAUGCUUCACACAGCUUUGGACAGGUGACUGCUUCAAGCCAGAAUGUGUUGCACUACCCUGAUAACUCAUCAAAUGGAGCCAAUAACAGACUGCAAUACCAGUCUGGAUAUGCAAGCCAUACUAACAAUGAUGGUGAGAGGGAAGAAGAUGCGUUGGCAAGAGAAUUAGAGGAAGCCGGUGUUGAUGAAGAUGUCUUGAACUCAUAUGGAUUGUUCUACAAUGUUUACACAAAGGAAGGAUCGACAUUUCCAGAUGCACAACCCAACCAACAACCGCAGCAACAAAAUGCGUAUGGAAGAGACGGAAGCUCUUAUGAUCAGUGGGGUAGUGAUUUCAUCAUACCUUUUAAUCCAUCCUAG
Messenger RNA from Lodderomyces theae, 1995 nucleotides. RefSeq names its product Myb-related transcription factor BAS1 (gene BAS1). The transcript has a single exon. The record is from RefSeq and is a predicted model, not a curated record. Bases 1 to 1995 code for a protein of 664 amino acids. NCBI's taxonomy places the organism in Eukaryota, Fungi, Ascomycota, Pichiomycetes, Serinales, Debaryomycetaceae.